AACUUAUACGACUAAAAUUCUGAUUUUGAAACAUGAUGGACGAAAACUCCCAACUUGUAAAUUUACAGGAAUAAAAAACUCAUUUUUCCUUUUUUUUAUUUAACUUUUUCUAUGAAAUUAGUUUUUCUCGCCGGUUAUCCGCUUUGACCCUUUUUUUUUGUUUUCUGAAAUCAAUUUAUGCGCUACUCAACAUUUAAAAUUAAAAAAACUGACAUUCAACCAAUAUUGUUAGAAUCGGACCGGACCGGCCGGUCCGACCGGUCCGACCGCGACCCGCGAUGAAAACGGUCCGGUCUAACAACUGAAACCGGGCAAAUCAAAAACCCGGGUCAAAUGUCAAAAACCCGGUCCGACCGGCUGAAACCGGUGAACCCGGAAACCGGUCCAUGACCCGGGUUUUCAUACAAAAUGUUGAGUCGGAGGCUGUUGGAGGCGGGAUUUGGCCGUAAUUCGUCGGGGGUGGCCGGAUCUGGGUGGAGUAGGCCGUGGGUUGUCGGAAUUUUACGGAUCUGGCCGUGGAUUGCCGGAAUCCGACGGGUUUGGUGGUUGCCGAACAGAUGUGUGGCUAGAUACGGAGCGAGAAAAAGGUAGAAAAAGAAGAAAUAUAGAGAGGUCUUAUUGCAAUCAAUAAAUGAAUUUCAACAACCACCUUCUUCAUCAUCUUCUUACAAACAAAUAUAGUACUUACAAAUAAACUUAAUGCACGACUCAUCACUUGACAAUAUAUAUAGAUGUGUCUCAUUGAGCAAGAUAAAAACACACACACAACACACUCACACACACACACAACACACACACACACUAAACCAUUUCAUUUUAUUAUCAUUAUUUUUUAUAUAUGCAAUGGAAAAUGAAAUUUUAGAACCAGUUAGUCCAACUGGACAAUACUUCACCAGCUCUGUUAUGUCAGUAUCUAUAAUUGCUAUUCUUGAAUUAGAAUUCCCGAUCGACCAAUCCCGGCUUGACACGUUGCUCAAAACUGUUUUUCUUCCAAUCAACCCUCGUUUCUCAUCUCUCAUGGUGAAGGACAAAAAUGGAAAAAAACAUUGGAAAAAGGUGGAAGUGGAUAUCCAAGAGCAUAUCAAAAUCCCGAAUUUCCCACAUGGAAAAUCACCCGAAUUCUACGAGGAUUGCCUGUCUGGAUAUUUGUCCAAAAUAUCCCUAGAACAAUUCCCAGAGAACAAGGCAUUAUGGGAAUUUCACAUAAUAAAUUACCCAACAAAAAAUGCAGCUCAAAAUCUUGUCUUCAAACUUCACCACUCACUUGGAGAUGGCUACUCAUUAAUGGGAGCUCUUCUCUCUUGUUUGCAAAGGGCAGAUAAUCCUCAACUCCCAUUGACUUUCCCUUUAUUGAAUCAGAAAAUACAAACUAAUGAUAAUAAAAAUAAUAUUUUAUCAAUGGCUUUUGAUAGUGUGUGUGAUUUUGGGUGGAGUGUUUUGAAGAGCAUCGUACUUGAAGAUGAUAAAACUCCGAUACGAUCGGGCGAUGAUGGAGUCCAGUUCCGGCCAAUCACAAUCACCAACAUAGUCUUCUCAGUUGACCAGAUCAAGAAAGUCAAGGCCAGUCUUCAUGUGGUAUGUAUUUAUAUUCCCAUUCACCAUUCCAUAUUUUUAUUCAUUGGAGGUUCAAUAAUGCAUUUUUUCCUUGUUAUACGUUAGUAAUUCAACUUUAUUACUAACAUUAUAGUUAAAUACACUUUGUAACACUGUCGCAUUUACCGUAUGUGCUAUGAAAUGCGACAAAACAGCCCCAGUCGUCCAUCUCUG
Erythranthe guttata (spotted monkey flower) is the source of this 1767-nucleotide messenger RNA. The record is from RefSeq and is a predicted model, not a curated record. Lineage: Eukaryota; Viridiplantae; Streptophyta; Magnoliopsida; Lamiales; Phrymaceae.